AGAAAGGAUUAGCAGGGGGCAACUUCCUUCAUCAUCAUUCAAUAACAUGAAAGGAUUCUUUACUUACCUCUCCAUUUAAAAGCACUUAGAGAAAACUGAUAUCACUGAAAUUCGUUCCUAAAUUUCGUUCAAGAAUUCUGGCUUAUCGUUGCAUUUGAAAUGGUGACCUGGGCAAUAGUUUUGGCAUUAUGCUUAACUAGUUUUAUCACAGCGGAUCACGAUAACAAAAGCCACAAACAUGACAAUAACAAAACUCUUGGAGAAGACCAUAAUAAAACUGACGGAUAUGAAAAUGUUUGGAAAAAGAUGAUCUGUGAAAAAAAUGACCAAACGUUAUACCAGGAUAUUGAGUCUUGCUUUCGGAUGGAAUCCAAAGCUAUACGUGACGCCACUGAAGACUGCAUUAAAGAGGCUCUGCCUUCAUCAGAGGGCACACUUGUGUCAUAUCUUACUGCCGCAUGCAAAGACAAAUCUUUGUUUGAAAAGUACGAAGAAUGUUUUUCUGAAUACGAAGCAAACACUGCUUUCAAAAAAUUGAUGGAAAUUUUGCCUCCUGUCAUGGCUUGCUAUGAUGAAGUAUUUAAGAAACACGACAUGGAACCUUUUCUGUCAUACAUUAAUAUGACAACAGCUGCUUGACACUUGAUUCGAUGAAGUCCAAAAAAUAGCAUAAUUUUCAAUUCUUGGAUGAUACACGUUUAUGUGAUGUUGUAGGUAAUCGGAUGCUAAUUAGCUACAUAAUAAAAUAUAUAACAUAAGGAAUAUUAAA
Messenger RNA from Stegodyphus dumicola, 769 nucleotides. RefSeq lists its product as uncharacterized. The record is from RefSeq and is a predicted model, not a curated record. NCBI's taxonomy places the organism in Eukaryota, Metazoa, Arthropoda, Arachnida, Araneae, Eresidae.